AUGGCGCUCAAUACCUUAUUGACCGGCCUCAAUCCAAAAAUCGGUCACAUCAUUUGUGCUAGUAAUCCAAAAGAUCUUCUUGAAGCUCAAGUCCGUACCAGACGAGAGUUACAAUUAUCUUAUUUCGAAAUACAGAAAAUCAAUCGACCCAAUCCCCCAAAACCCAAUCAAAACAAUCAACCCAUUAGAAGACCAAACCUUCAACCACAUAGAUUCACAUUUUGUGGACGUAUGGGCCACUCGUACAACGAAUGUCGUUCUCGACAAAAUUCCCAAAAUAAUUCGCAGAAUUCCAACAACUCUCAUAAUUUUAACAAUUCUCAAAAUUUUAAUAGCCAUCAAAACUUUAAUAAUACUCGAAACAAUGGCUGA
Molecule: messenger RNA, 372 nt
Organism: Diabrotica balteata
Lineage: Eukaryota; Metazoa; Arthropoda; Insecta; Coleoptera; Chrysomelidae
Source: the annotation of a GenBank genome assembly